Messenger RNA from Zophobas morio, 872 nucleotides. It is a transcript of the gene Gpb5, whose product is annotated as thyrostimulin beta-5 subunit. The transcript is spliced from 3 exons. The coding region runs from base 71 to 538 and encodes 155 amino acids. Gene Ontology annotation, biological process: G protein-coupled receptor signaling pathway. Gene Ontology annotation, molecular function: hormone activity. Gene Ontology annotation, cellular component: cytoplasm; extracellular region. Lineage: Eukaryota; Metazoa; Arthropoda; Insecta; Coleoptera; Tenebrionidae. The record is from RefSeq and is a predicted model, not a curated record.
UAUUAAUCAGAAAGUUGUCUCACUGUCACCCUUAGAAGAACCCACCUCUUUUACUGACAACAACAGGAUCAUGUUCAGCGUGCAAGUGUGGAUUUUGGUGGGUUUGAGCGCUCUGGUAAGUUGCCAGAGCAUCAUAGAAGCCGGUCUCGAACCCCUGGACGUCUCAGCCACCAUCGAGUGCCACCGAAGAAUGUACACGUUCAGAGUGACGCAAACCGACGAAAGCGGCAAACAGUGCUGGGACACCCUAUCGGUGAUGGCCUGUUGGGGACGCUGUGAUUCGAACGAGAUAUCCGACUGGAGGUUCCCGUACAAAAAAUCCAACCAUCCCGUCUGCGUCCAUUACGGACGCAAUCGUUCGGUUGUUAAGUUGCGACACUGCGAAGAAGGCGCUAAUCCUUCGGCUGCCAGAUACGAAUAUUUGGAAGCUGCAGGAUGUAAAUGCCAACAAUGUUCUUCGUCUGACACCAGUUGUGAGGGUUUAAGAUAUAGACCGCAACGUUCUCAUCCGGCUUCUCUUGGGUUCAGAAUUAAUUAAUUCCAAGCGGUGUAAUUAAUAUACAAGGCGUCAAAAAUAGUUAUGUUGAGUUGAAGGUUUUUUUGUGUUUUGAUAAGGUAUUAUUUCGGUGGCUGGACAUAGUUUUUUUUUUAACAACCGCGCUAUUAAUUUGACGGCUUGUAUGUUAAGUUGACUGAAAUGAUACUGAACAGAUAAGUCUAUAUUUUUGUAAUGGGUUCAUACAGAUGAUUAUAUUUUGUUUAUUUGUUUGUAGGGGAAAUGUUUAUAAUGUACAUUCUUCGUGUUCACAUGUGUCGUGUCUUGAUAGCCAGUAUUAUAUUGUAAUUUAUGUAAUAUUUCUGCUAUAAUAAAU